CAACUGGCAAUGUUUUAAACGCGACAAUAGUAGACGACUUCUCGGGACUUGAUUGUACUGUUUUCUCCGAGUCGUUAACCAGCUAUGUUCUAUUUAAUGUUGAAUAUGAGUAUCUUCGUAAUAUUCAUUCCGCCGGUAUUGUCGCUAAAUAUCACGCUGCUCGGCGCUCCGGUAGCCUUCCAAAACACGCCGGUACUCUUACAUAGGACGCAGGGUGAUCCUCUCGACUUCAUUCUUGGUGCAUUCUUGAUCCAUAGUAAUGGAUCGGUAAUGGUAGCAACGACAAUUCAGGCCGUGGAAAAGUUCACAGCAGACCUAACCGCCAUUAUGACCUUCAAUUAUACAAGUCCAUCUGAAAAGGACUGUGUCCUGACUGCUCGGCUUGAUGAGUCGCAAGAAUACUUUGCUGAAAGCAAGCCGUUUUCAGUGAUGGAAAACGCCAGCACGACAGCGCCCAUUUCGACCAUUGUCCACGGUCCGAAUCUCCCGUUCGGGCCCGGAAUCAUUUCCACUUCGUCAGGUUCAGGGUACAUGCAGCCCGUUUGGUUCUCUGUCUCCGCCAUAAUAAUUUACCGCUGCAGCAAAUAAUCCUUCUUAUCCAUACACCCUGUAAUGUGAUUUUCACAGAACUAUUCCCGUUUCGACGACAGCAUCUAAUGCUGUGUCCAAACCUGAAUCAUACACGGGCCCGAUUGUAGGCGGUGCCUUUGGCUUUCUUGCAUUUGGAUGUAUGCUUUCCGCGUCUAUAUACGUCCUGAUUCG
Desarmillaria tabescens is the source of this 762-nucleotide messenger RNA. RefSeq lists its product as uncharacterized. The transcript is spliced from 3 exons. Bases 85 to 588 code for a protein of 167 amino acids. The record is from RefSeq and is a predicted model, not a curated record. NCBI's taxonomy places the organism in Eukaryota, Fungi, Basidiomycota, Agaricomycetes, Agaricales, Physalacriaceae.